Molecule: messenger RNA, 7376 nt
Organism: Orussus abietinus
Lineage: Eukaryota; Metazoa; Arthropoda; Insecta; Hymenoptera; Orussidae
Gene: Ae2
Product: anion exchange protein 3
Exons: 9
Coding region: 114-4121 (1335 amino acids)
Biological process (GO): transmembrane transport; monoatomic anion transport; regulation of intracellular pH
Cellular component (GO): plasma membrane
Molecular function (GO): monoatomic anion transmembrane transporter activity; solute:inorganic anion antiporter activity
Source: RefSeq, a predicted model, not a curated record
GUCUUGUUAGAAUCGACUGAUUUGAGGGGGACUUCACUUCACCUUAAUAGGCACACCGUUAAAAGUGAGAUAUUUCAAACACUUUCGAAUCCAAUUGUAUCCUGGAACGAGAAAUGGCGGCACUUGAAAUGAGAAACUGGGAAAAUAUACUGUUACACGUUUCGGAAGCGCCAUUUUUAUGUGAAAAUUCUGACAAAAGUGUGUACAAGAUUUUCAACGAAAUGACCGACGGACAUGGCGCGGAGACGGGACCGGAGCUCGACGAGGAGAUGGAGAAGGUCUUCGCCAUGGACGCCGGGGAGAAGUUCGACGUAGCCCGGCUUGGGUCACCCUCCGAGUCGGCUGGAUCCGACCGGGACCGAGACCGGGGCGCCCAGCCUCGUUAUGGCGACCGCGACCGCGACCUCAACCAACACCGGAAGAGAAGCUACCCCCAUCCCCACAUGCCGCUGAAGAGUCUGCGGUCCCGGUCCAUGCGACGACAUCUCUCGCCGGAAGGUUCCAGUGCGGAGGCCGGCCAGGACGAGGAGAACGGGGCGCACGGCCUAAACAGGAGCGGAAGCGGAAGUGGAGACUCGAGGAGCGAUGCCACGGACCCCGUGCCCGAGACCCAGGUGGUGGUGCCCGGAGACGGCGACGCCGUGGACGACGUCGAGCCCAGCGAGUACCUUGACGAGGAAGAUGCCACCGUGGAAGAGGACCAACCGAUCCUCGAGGAGACCGCGCACGUGGGCAGCGGAGAGAGCGAGGCUCCCAUAUCCGAGAGGGCGGCCUCGGGGUACUCCGAGAGCCCCUCCAAGGGCAGUCCCAGGGUGCAGUUCGAGCGGAUCCGGGAAGAGGAGGCGGAGAGCAACCCGGUAGUCGAGGAGCCGACGGGCACCGACGACCGCAAACCUCGCAGACACCACAAGCACGAUCAUAAACGGCACCACUACAAGUCCAGGAAGUACUCUCUCCAGGAGGACCCGCAAUGGCGGAAACGCUCGGGAGCUGGCCUCCCGGACGGGGUGGGUCUCCUGACGAGGAGGGUCAGCGUGCAGCCGGAGGAGGCGAGCACCCUCCAGGAGCUGGACAUCGACGACCUGGAGUCCCACAGGAGCGACGACCCCAGGGGCAUGCGGAGGCACAAGGCCUCCACCGUCCAGAUCGGCCGCCGGAAGGAGGGCGGCAUACCCCACGACACCCUGAAGAAGAUGUACGACCACUCGCCCCACGAGGUCUUCGUCCAGCUCGACGAGCUCCACGGGGUCGGCGAGGAACGCGAGUGGCGCGAGACCGCCCGCUGGAUCAAGUACGAAGAGGACGUUGAAGAGGGUGCCGACAGGUGGGGCAGGCCCCACGUGGCCUCGCUCAGCUUCCACUCGCUCCUGAACCUGAGGAGAUGCCUAGAGACCGGCGUCGUCCUCCUCGACCUGGAGGAGCGAGACCUCCCAGGCCUGGCCUACAGGGUCGUCGAGCAGAUGGUCGUCGAGGAGCUCAUCCUACCCGAGGAUCGCCCCAUCGUCAUGAGAGCUCUUCUCCUUAGACAUCGGCAUGUACACGAGCACGAUCGCGGCUUCAGGUUCGGCAUGAAGCGCAACUACUCCAGCUACACCAGUCUGCAGUCCAUCUGGCUGGAGGAAGAAGAGGCUGCGCGGGAAGCCGCUGAGAACCGUGUGACCCAACAUAACCUAAACCACGACAACAAGCCGAAGAUCGUCUCCUCGAACUCGGCCCUGGACACCAAUCAUACGACGGUCGACAUGAAGGAGGAGCUGACCUACACGAGUAGCAACGAGGACCUGAAGAAGGGGCACAACGACCACAUCCUGAAGAGGAUUCCAGCCGGGGCAGAGGCGACCGUCGUGCUCGUGGGAGCCGUGGACUUCCUGGACCAGCCCACCAUCGCGUUCGUCCGACUCGCCGAGGGCGUCUAUAUCCCAUCCAUCACCGAGAUCACCAUCCCCGUCAGGUUCGUCUUCGUCCUGCUCGGCCCCAGGAAUGCCGACCUCGACUACCAUGAGAUCGGUCGGUCCAUCUCCACCCUGAUGGCGAACACGUCCUUCCACAAAGUGGCAUAUAAGGCGAACGAGAGGAGGGAGCUGCUCUCCGCCAUCAACGAGUUCCUCGACGACUCCAUCGUGCUGCCUCCUGGGAACUGGGAGAGACAGGCGUUGCUGCCCUUCGACGAGCUCAAGGCCAAGAGCGAGGCCAUCCGCAAGCGCAAGGCCAAGGCCCUCGAGGAGAAGAGCAAGCCGGUGCUGAGCGCCACCAUUGUUCCCGGGAAGAAGGCCCUUUUAGCAGGUGAUGGCGAAAAGAAGCCGCCUCCCGACGACGAUCCUCUACGGCGCACCAGGCGACCCUUCGGCGGCCUCAUCAACGACAUCAAGAGACGUUAUCCGUUCUACUUGUCGGACUUCACCGACGGCUUGAGCUCCUCGUGCUUGGCGGCGGCGAUCUUCAUGUACUUCGCAGCCCUGUGCACCGCUAUCACGUUCGGGGGUCUCCUGAGCGAUAAGACACGCAACACCAUCGGCAUCUCCGAGACCCUGGUCUCCUGCUCAUGGACGGGCGUGAUAAUGGCCCUCUUCGCGACCCAGCCACUAGUGAUAAUCGGCACCACCGGGCCUUUGUUGCUCUUCGACGAGAGUCUCUUCGAGUUCUGCCUGGCCAACGGGCUGGAGUUCCUCACGAUGAGGGUCUACGUCGGAGCCUGGAUGGGCAUCAUCGCUCUGACGGUCGCCUGCGUCGAGGGCUCCGUCUUGGUCAGGCUCUUCACCAGGUUCACGGAGGAGAUCUUCACCGGGCUGAUAUCCAUCCUGUAUAUCGUCGAGACUUUCAUCAAGCUCUACAACUACUUCGUCAGAAACCCUCUCUUGCCCGAGUACUGCUUCGGCGAGCUGGGAUUUGUAUCCGAGAACGAGACCAUCGUCUCGUCGACGACGAUCUCGACGACGACCACCUCUGGACCCAUCAUCGCUCGCUCCGUCAGGGCCGUGGAUCCUGAGCAAAGCUACCAGGAAUCACGAAACGAAACCGAGCAAACUGUCUUCCCGGUGUCCGUCGCGUCCAUGCUUCCCGUCCUGCCCAGCCACGAUGGGGCUGGGCUGGUGAACCAGCCGAACACCGCGCUGAUGUGCACGAUACUCUGCCUGGGCACCUUUCUCGGGGCCUACUACCUGAGGAUCUUCCGCAACAGCCACUACCUGGGGCGCAGCGCUCGCCGCGCAUUCGGGGACUUCGGAGUGCCCAUCAGCAUCAUCACGUUCGUUCUCGUCGAUUACCUGGCCCAGGUGAAGACGGAGAAGCUGCUGGUGCCGGAGGGCCUGUCGCCCUCGGUCGCGGACAGGUCAUGGUUCGUGUCUCCUGGAGGAACCGACAAGUCCAUCCCCCUCUGGAUGGCCUUCGCCUGCUGCGUGCCGGCUCUCCUGGUCUACAUCCUCGUCUUCAUGGAGACCCAGAUAUCGGAGCUGAUAAUCGACAAGAAGGAGAGGAAGCUGCGCAAGGGCUGCGGGUACCACAUGGACAUCGUGGUGGUCUGUUUGAUGAAUGUGGGCUGCGGUUUAAUGGGCGCGCCCUGGUGCUGCGCAGCCUCGGUGCGAUCCCUGACCCACGUCUCCGCGGUGACGGUCAUGUCCAGGACCCAUGCACCCGGUGACAAGCCGCACAUCGUCGAGGUCAAGGAGCAGAGGGUCAGCGCGCUGCUGGUCGCCGUCCUGGUCGGCGUGAGCGUCCUGAUGGCUCCUCUCCUGAGGCGCGUGCCCAUGUCGGUCCUGCUGGGUGUCUUCCUCUACAUGGGCAUCUCCUCCACCAACGGAGUCCAGCUCUUCGACAGGGUCAAGCUCUUCUUCAUGCCGGUCAAGCACCACGGGACCGCCACCUACGUGCGCCGCGUCCAGACCUACAAGAUGCACAUCUUCACCCUCAUCCAGAUCCUCUGUCUGGCCGUCCUCUGGAUCGUCAAGAGCACCAAGGCCGCCCUGGCGCUCCCGUUCUUCCUGAUCCUGAUGAUCCCCCUGAGAGCCCAGAUGGUCAGGUUCUUCACGGGCGCGGAGCUGCGUGCCCUCGACAGCAAGGAACCGGAACACGAGACCAAGGAGGACGAGCUCGACUUCUACGAGGAGGCCCCUCUUCCGGGUUAAGGCUCGACGUGCAUCCCUCUUCCGGAUACGCUCGACCUUGAAGAACCCAGACCACGAGGACGCGGCGUCGCCAACCAAACGAGGAACGAGCCGCGUUCCUCUCUUCGUAUAUUUUCCCGCAAUUUCUUUUCCUCUCUCUCUCUCUUUUUCUUCUCCACGGGGAUCCCCUGGUCGUUGAGCGACACCGUUGACGACAAUUGGAGUCCGCAGAGAGACGACUCUCCGUGACGUAGUUAUUAACUCGCUCAACGUCCGCCUGUGGCGCCCCUGCGCCUGCGAUUCGCUGACGAAACGAUAUCCUGUCGGCGCGACGGUAUGCUAAUUGACCGAACGAUCGUUACUGUACUUAAAUGCCGUUUGCGUGGACAAUUCGCAGGUGACAGCGGCUAGGUCCCUGAGUCCCCGAAGAGCGCCGUUCACGCCGAGGAGGGGAUAAAGCGGUCCUUCUCUACUUCCACCGAAGGCCAAUUGCGCUCUCGAGGAUUCGCAGAGUGUCGGCCCACUUUUCUCACGAGUGGGUCGCACGACUCUAAAUCUCGACUCCGUCGUUGAGGAGCAAUCUCGCGAGACCCUCUCUCUCUCUCUCUUGGAGUAAUUCUUCCCAGGGCGAACAAGAAGCGGCCAGUUCUGGCGGGGGUCUCUUCCCUCGUCCCGGGAGGGUCGAAUUCGGAGGAUGCAAAUUGAACCGCCGGCCGGUCUGUAAUUUCCAUAGCUCGUUGCGGGGAUUAGAGAGAGAGGGGGGGAGGCCCGCUUCUUGGGCGCGGAUUUACAUUUGUACCUUACGUCGAUAUGCACUACCUCCGCGAGUAGGGAUCCGUAGCUGUGUACGCAGUGCGUGACAAUAUUCUUGCCACGGGUCGCGCCGGCACAGCCCGACGAGAACUUCGUAGAGCACUGUACUUAUACAUAUAUACAUACAUAUACACGUGUUAAUAGACAGAGACGGAAUUAUGUCCCGACUCUAGGCCAAUUGUUACCGACCGAUCGCCGAAGGAGUCGAGGCGUAUCGUCGGACUAUCGCGAGGAGUAGGGCUUAACUAAUAGCGGUUCCAAUUUAUCAAUUCAAUAUCGAUACAACGACCGGGGUGCCCGAGGAAGGGAUAGCAUUCUCGGUGGAUGGAAGUCGUUGUCGAUGAUGGUGAUUUAGCAAUUAGGCUAGACAAGCUGUGUAUCCUUGGGUUGGUGGCUCCCACCUGGAUGGCGACCUACACGAUGCGUCGGUCGGGUCUAUUUUUCUCGAAGCACGUAGAGGUCGUAGUUGAAGUAAUAAGUCGGAGAGCCGAAUAUGGCCGGAUGGGAUUGUCUAGGAGGCGAGCCGAGGGGAAUCCGAUUGUCAAGGGAGCGUCGAGAGGGCUUUCAGCAAUAAAAUUCCGGCUCGGUCUAGGCGACCCGGACGAUCAAGCCGUUCCUCUGGAUGUUACUCGUCGGCCGACCUCGGACUAGCUCUUUCGGGAUAUUAAGCCAGGUUCUUUCAAGGUGUCUCGGUACUUUAAGGCGACAUGGAAGUGACAUCUGCUAGGUCAAUAGUUUACUGAACUUUUCUGCCAAUUGGCUGUAUCGAAUUGUUUGAAAUUCUGCCCACUCAAUGGCGAGGCUUUAAGGGAGGUCCUAACAUCCGUGGAAUUUCAUUUGUUAUAAAAAAUAUUUUUUAAAUCUUUAUAAACCAAUUAUUAAAUGAAAUCUCAUGGGUGUCGGUACCUUCCUUAGAGCUUUCAUAUUCACGUGGUGAAGUUUCAAGCGAUUCGGUACACCCUGUUCGGAGAAAAGUUUCGUAAAGGAGACUCAGACGUCACUCUCGUGCCACCUUAAGAUAACAUACAUCAGAGCCAUCUUAAGUUGAUGUGGAGUGGCAUCUGACGAGUGAAUCGUUUCUGCAACUUUUCUACAAACAGGGCGUACCGAAUCGCCUGAAACUUUACAACGCGAACGUGGAGGCCAUAGGGAAGGUUCCGACACUCAUGAAAUUUCAUUUAUUAUAACAAAAAUUUUGAAAAUAUCCAUAAACAAAAUGGAAAAAAAAAUUGAACUUUUAUGAGUGCCAGGACUUUCCUUAUAGCCUCUAUAUUCACAUUAUCAAGUUUUAAGCGAUGCACCCAGUUCGGAGAACAAUUGCAUAGAUGAGACCUCUCUGACGCCGCUUUCAGAUCCCCUUAACAUCCCGAUACGUCACCCCAAGUCGCGCAGAAAAAUGUCGAGGUCUCUCGGACGAAUUUCUCGACGUCGGCCACGAGGAACGGUGUCUGCAAUAAGGCUCGGAAUAGCACACCAAACGGGAUUCGCGCGCGCAUAGAUAUACGAGAAGAGUAUUCUAAGAGGUCGGGAGCGAGACGCCUCCCGCGUAUAUGGUAUUUUGAUCCUUUAGAGUAUUUUACUAACUAAAAAAAAAAGAUAAGAAAAUCGCAGCCAUUGCGUCGGCGCCUGUAAUGUCGGUAUAUCGAACGUUUCACCUACAACCGCCCUGUUUGUGCCUGCGAGUGCGUGCUAAGAGCGGUCGCGCGCGCGUCUUCGGAGGAUCCCCAUGUGGACCCUUGCUCUCGAUAUUUCUUAUUAUAAUAUUCCUCGAUAUUCCUUAAUAUUAAUCGAUCUUCCCGAAGACGCACGCGCGGCGCGCCGAUACACGCGACUGUGAUAGAAACCCGCGACGGCCCGACCAGGACCCCACGUGGGUCGGUGCUCCGAAAUUAAUAUCUGACUUCCCGAUCGGUUUUAGAGCAUUCCGCCUCGGUAGAAAUUUUGGCCCUAGUUCCUAGUUUCCAUGUAAAAAAAAAGAAAGCAAAAAAAUGACCCAAAAUUAAGGACGAUCGAUUGGAACCUCCACCGCGCGUGCUGGCGAUCCUGCGAAGCCGUCGCGGGGCGAUUCCUUCGAGGGAAGGAAUCUCGUUUAGGGAAAAGAGAGCUCUAUAUUCUACACUACGAUCCAUCGUUGAGACGCUAUUAUAUAUAUAUACACAUAUAUACAUAUGUCUAUAUAUAUAUGUCUACAUUGCAGAUUAUAUUCUAUACGUAUUAUAUAUAUAUAUAUAUGAAUAAAUCCCGCGGGAAAAGCCGACGAUUGGGAGGAAAGAAGAGACCUAAAUCCGAUGAGUCGCACCUCGCGGGGCGCGACUCUCUCCUUGUACAUAAAGUAGCUACAUGCAGUAUUAAAAAGUAAUAACGAGAGCGAUGGAGCGUUAGGACUGGUUCUCGCGCCUUACGAGUUGACGGAGAUGCGCCGAGGAGAGGGUAAUGAGAAAUAAAAAAGAUAUUUUACUUGUC